AUGUCAAAGCCAGAGUUUGACAGCGAUGGUUUUCAAAUAGUAAAAUCAAAAAACUCAUUGAAAUCAAAAGUAAUAGUGCCGACAAAAGAUUUUAAGAAACAAGAUAUAAAAAUAGAUAUUGAAAAAUCACGGAGACGUAUUGAAAUUGCAAUUGAAGAAGUGAAGGAAUCUCAAUAUUUAAAAGACGUUGUACAGAAAGUAAGUCAAAUUGCUGAUGAUAAAAAUAUAGUAGAAAUCAUCUGUUUUGGUCUUGGACAUAUAAGCGAAUGUAACAUUUCCCGAUAUCAACUCGCUCUAUUAUUAUGUUUGAAGCAAAAAUUUAACCCACAUGACGUAUUUGUUCACGAUCCAAUAUUUUAUACAAACGAAUGUACACUUUUAACUAAGUUUGGCUUAUCUGUAAUUGUUGAAAAUACUGAAGGAAGUUAUGUAAUAAGGAAACAAGGUGUUACCUUAGCUUACUUCCCACACUGUCCAAAACAACUUACUAAUAACUUUCUGUGGAGUAAUUGGGGACUGAAUUUGGACAAUUCCAUCCUUAUCUGCAAUAGUUUCUCAUCACUCGUUGUCAAUCAACCUAGUAGAGUAUUAAAACAAAUAGUGCCUUGUAUAAGCAAUAUACAUCCGUUAACAUCGGAAGUUACUCUAGAAAACAGUUUCGUGUACAAAGAUAUAUUUAACGACACAUCAAUACACUACUUCCCUAAAGAGAAACUCGAAUCAGUUCCAUCUAACUUCUGGCUUGCAGACGACAAACCAGAUUAUAAAAAUAUUGAAGAAUUCAUAACAUCUGAAAUGAUUGACAAAUUAACCUUAUAA
Danaus chrysippus (African queen) is the source of this 819-nucleotide messenger RNA. Lineage: Eukaryota; Metazoa; Arthropoda; Insecta; Lepidoptera; Nymphalidae. The record is from the annotation of a GenBank genome assembly.